Messenger RNA from Nicotiana tabacum (common tobacco), 1049 nucleotides. NCBI's taxonomy places the organism in Eukaryota, Viridiplantae, Streptophyta, Magnoliopsida, Solanales, Solanaceae. The record is from RefSeq and is a predicted model, not a curated record.
GGGCUUGAAACUCAAAACGAACAAAUCGUCGCUGGCGGGAAGAUUCUCAUGCAAUUAACCGAAUCGUCAAAUUUUCCUCUAAAAUAUAAAGUUUCUCCGGAAAAUGUCAUUCAUCGAUGAAUUUCAAGCCAAUAUAGAAGCUCUUCCGAACCAUUUACGGAGGAAAUAUGCCUUAUUGCGUGAUUUAGAUAAAAGUCUGCAAGGAGUCCAGAGGCAAAAUGAGCAACGUUGUGAGAAAGAAAUAGAGGAUAUGAUACAGCGUAUUAAGGCUGGUAACGUGACACCAGACUCUUCACUAAUCAAAUUCUCUGAUGAUGCAUUGGAUGAGCAAAAGCAUGCAAUCCGAAUUGCUGAUGAGAAAGUUGCAUUAGCUUCUCAGGCAUAUGAUCUGGUAGACGCUCACAUUCAGCAGCUCGAUCAGUACUUGAAAAAAUUUGAUGAAGAGCUCCGGAGAGAAAGAGAUGUUGCUGUUGUUACUGGAACUCCUGCUACCACUGUUGAAAAUAAUGGAAAGUCCGGAAGGUCUGGUGAAGGUAAGGGAGGGCGCAAGAAAACACGUCUUGCUACAGCAGCGGCAGCUACAGCCACUGCAGCAGCAGCAGCAACACCAAGUGGAAUGGAUUUGGAUCUACCUGUUGAUCCAAAUGAACCAACAUAUUGUUUCUGCAAUCAAGUUAGCUAUGGUGAAAUGGUUGCGUGCGACAAUCCUAAUUGCAAAAUAGAGUGGUUCCACUACGGCUGUGUUGGCCUUAAAGAACAGCCAAAGGGAAAAUGGUUUUGCGCGGAUUGUGCAGGAACACAAAAGAAGCGGAAAGGCAGAUGAUAGUAGUAGAAGAAAAUAAUUCAGUAUACUGAUUUAAGACGUUUUACCACCGGAAAAAUUUAUGUAGAUACUGUACUUCUGUAAUUUUGUUAUGUGUAGCCAUUAUUAACAAGUCACUCUUGCAUUCUAAUUGUAGGAGGGAAGUACAAUAAGUCAACAAAAAAUUUACUCUUGUUUAUUAUGAACUAUAACGAACAAAUAAACUAUUGUCUUUUACCAAUCAACA